Messenger RNA from Musa acuminata AAA Group (dessert banana), 1657 nucleotides. RefSeq names its product glycosylinositol phosphorylceramide mannosyl transferase 1-like. The transcript is spliced from 7 exons. Gene Ontology annotation, cellular component: ribosome; membrane. Gene Ontology annotation, molecular function: glycosyltransferase activity. The record is from RefSeq and is a predicted model, not a curated record. NCBI's taxonomy places the organism in Eukaryota, Viridiplantae, Streptophyta, Magnoliopsida, Zingiberales, Musaceae. The coding region runs from base 182 to 1561 and encodes 459 amino acids.
CGUCGUCCUCCUCGGCCUCAUUUCGACUUCCGGCGCCUGCGGUGGUUCGUCCCCGGCUCGCUCCCCGGCGUCUGACCGUGAGAGGAUGCGGUGAUUCGGUGGAGGUCACAGGAAAAAGGAGGAGACGAAGACCAGGGAAUGGGUACGGAGGUGCCGGUGGCGUGAGGAGCCUCGGUCGGCUAUGAGAGGAGGAGGAGGAGGAGGGGGGAUUCCCCUCUUUUUCUUCUCCGGUAGCAACCGGAGGAUCCCUCUCAGAUUCCGUCAGCUUUCCCCGGGAUCCUUCGCGAGGAUCAAGCCGCUCCUUUACUGGAAAGGUUACACUAUACUGAUUAACACAUGGAAGAGAAAUGACCUUCUGAAGCAAUCUGUUGUCCAUUAUGCUUCUUGUGUUGGAGUUGAAUCUAUUCACAUAGUGUGGAGUGAGCCUGAUCAACCUUCGGAUUCCUUAUGCGAUGCUUUGUGGCAAGCUGCACAACUAAAUUCAAGAGGUUGCAAUGGUACUGAGCUAAGAUUCGACUUAAAUGAAGAAGACAGUCUAAACAACAGGUUCAAGGAAAUCAUGGAUUUGGAGACAGAUGCUAUCUUUUCAAUCGAUGAUGAUGUUCUAUUUCCUUGUGCUUCAGUAGAGUUGGCUUUCAGAGUCUGGCAAAGCGCCCCUUCCACGAUGGUAGGAUUUGUACCUCGUAUGCAUCGGCUGGAUAGGAUGAAUUUCUUCUUUAGUUCAAAAAUUCCUGUCCAGAAAGGGAAUGAGGAAUACUAUAGGUAUGGAGGGUGGUGGUCCGUUUGGUGGAUGGGCACUUAUAGUAUGGUCCUCUCGAAGGCAGCAUUUUUCCACAGGAGGUAUCUCAAUCUUUACACAAACCACAUGCCUGCAUCUAUUCGUCAUUACGUAACCAAAUAUAGGAACUGUGAAGACAUUGCAAUGUCAUUCCUUGUCGCAAACACAACAGGUUCUCCUCCUAUAUGGGUGAAAGGAUGUGGAUCGCAAAUUGAUGAUGUUAAAUUGGAUUUUAUAUUAGUCAAACGGAUUCGGAUUCUGUUCUCAUUCCCAAUGGGCUGGGCCAAGAAACCUUUCGGCCGACAUUGGCAUUGGAUGCAGCGGCCUUUUAAUGGACAAUGUCGCGGACAAAUCUUGAAUAGCUUCUUAUCCGCUCUCUUCCAUCUCUCGCUCGCUCUCGCCCUCACGAUGGCGCUUCUCACCCUGGGACUGGAGAUGGGCGCCGCUCCCGUCGCCGUGGCCGCCUCGCGCCUCUCCUUCUCGCGGAGCGGGAGCCUCGUGGGUUCGUCCUCUGUCGUCUCCCUGUCUCUUCUGUCGGCCUCGACGCCCCUCACCUCCGCGCACGCUCCUCCUCCUUCCCUCUCCAUUAACUGCGGCAGAGGCGAUAAGAAGACCGCGAAAGGGAAGCGGUUCAAGCAUUCCUUCGGAAACGCGCGGCCUCGGGACAAGACGAAGGGGAGAGGUCCGCCGCGGUCUCCGGUGCCGCCCUCGCCCCCUAAGAAGGACCGUUUCGAUGAUGGAGAGGUCGUCAAGAUCGAAAUCGAUGAGUCCCUCUUCUCCUAGCUCUUCUGAACAUUGCUUUUCUCGAUCUGUACUUCCUCGUGUAGCUUUUUUCUGCAAGUCGGAUUGCCUAAUCUUAACUCGUUGAACUUUCUCUGA